AGGAAUUACAGCCCAGCAUGAUGAUCAUCGCCGUAUUUGUCGCCCUGACUCUCCUAGGUCAUCCGCAGAGCUCGGCCACCACGAUCAGCUCACCCUCCUACUGGAACAGUCUCCAGGCGUUGUCCCAGACAGUCGCCGCAUUGAGCAAUCAAAUAAGACGAGGAAAUGCCAUUUACACCCGUUGGGGUCGAUCCAGUUGCCCCUCAAGGAGCAGUCUCAUCUACGAAGGACUGGCUGCAGGGUCAUGGUACUCGGUAGCAGGUGGAGGAGCGAACUAUUUGUGCAUGCCCAGUGAUCCCGAAUGGUCCCAUGUGAAGCAUAGGACCCACGCCUGUGGUAGUUUUCUCUACGGGUCCGAAUAUCAGACGUGCAACAACGACAUCUUCUCAACAAGGAACGCUAAAGCGAACACCCUUGAACAUCAAGACGUGCCGUGUGCUGUGUGCCAGACGACAUCAAGGCAACAGCAACUUAUGAUUCCUGCCAGAAUGGUGUGCCCAGCAGGGUGGACACAAGAGUACCAAGGUUUCCUAAUGUCGGCUCACCCCUCACACCGCCGCACCCAGUACGUGUGCGUGGAUUCUGAACCGGAAGCACUUGCCCAUGGCCAGAGGGAUGAAAAUGGCGCUCUGUUCUACACGGUUAGGGUAAAGUGCGGCACUCUCCCUUGCCCCCCGUACACCGACGACGAGGAAAUACCUUGUGUUGUCUGCUCCAGAUAAGCAUGAUAUCUGAUCAACAUUUCAAAAAUUGAAACCUAAUCGUAAUCAAUUCGCUUCAUGAAAAUAAUAUUAAAGUGAAAUAAAAAAAAAAUAUAAAAAAAUUGCAUAUACCACUUAAUGGGCUACUCUGUCCAUACACCGGUACUUUUAAAAAUACCAAACCAACUAAAAUUUUCAUAUACCAGUUGAUACUAUGUGAAUGCACCGGUACUUAUCCACAAGUCUUUAGCCAAAAAAAGUCUACAUUGUCUGUAUUCAGAAAUACCAGAAAAGCCUUGUGUUGAGGAAAAUCUAGAACCUGCUCUUUUGUACCAGUUGUAUAACAAUAAACACUUCCGCAUGCA
This is a messenger RNA of Liolophura sinensis, 1066 nucleotides long. Its product is annotated as short-chain collagen C4-like. Bases 18 to 722 code for a protein of 234 amino acids. The transcript has 3 exons. The record is from RefSeq and is a predicted model, not a curated record. Lineage: Eukaryota; Metazoa; Mollusca; Polyplacophora; Chitonida; Chitonidae.